CAGUGCUGCUCUGCCUACGAGGAGUGCGUUUGAUUGUUGCAGGGCUCAAUGGCGGACAUCGCACUGUAGUCGCCCCACAUCAACGGAGGACAAUAACAUCUAUUCCUAGUUCAAUACCAGCCGUCGUUUCUCGACCGCUGCUGGUAACACCGCUCGGUAUUCAGUUUGCGGUGUAUUGUGGAUACGUUUAAGAGCAGUGAAAGGUUAUUUAACCCCCGUACGCGUCUUUGAGGACUUCGGAGUUCCCGAGCGAGGAAGUUAACAGUGUUUCAUGGUGGCUCAAUAGAAGCAAGCUAGCUUGCGGGGAAACCAUGGGGGAGUCUCUAGAAUUAAUAGGGAAGCGUCUACUAUUGCUCCUUCGCGACGGCGGGACUGCCAACGGAGCCGAACCGGAGCAGGCGCCGCGAAUCCGGGACUGGCUGCGGGGGACGGUGCGGGCAGUGAGUGUCAUCGGCCUGGCCGCUCCGGAGCCUAGCGCAGGGGAGGCGACAACAACAACUCCUGCUGCGGGACUGACGGUGUUUGUGGAGUUUGAGAAUGCAUCCCAGCAGUGUUCGUGGGUGCAGGUGUACGACGACAGCGUUAAGGCCGUGCUGGUGGAAGAUUCCGUCGUUUGGGCCAAUCGCAACGCUCCUACUGGCGCUACCGGAUCAGCCAUGACCUGGCCUGCUUUGGCUUUCCACUCACUCGUGGACAGAGUGGGUUUAGGAUCUGUUCUUCCAGUGCAGUAUUUUGGAAACAACGACCUUGAGUUUCUACCCGAUAAAAAGUCCAUCCACAGGUUUGAGGUUGAUAAAGACAUCAGACACCCACUGCUGUUGGAGCAGCCGUCCUUGCAGGCUGCCAUCUCCAGCUGGCGAAGCGACUUUGAACUACAGGAGAUCCUCAGGAAGGGUUCGUUCACAAUUCAAGGACGAAAGGUGUGUGUCUAUAAGCCGGAGUUUGAGGAAUGUUGGGCCCCCGGGUUUGUCUCCCAGCAUGACCCCGUCUCACACAUUAUGGAGAUUAUGUUGGAUAAGAGUAAAGAAAAGCAGAUGGUGGACCCUCGUGUGAUACAAGUCAUGCUAGCAGAAGAAGAGAAUGGCCGACGAAAGAUGGACAGCGAGACGUUGAAAGGGGACAAUAGUCGCCGGAGAAGGACCGCCUCCGAGGAGGAAGACACGAACUUGAAGCGGUUCAAAGGAGCAGCCGAAUCCGGAGAGGACGGACAAAGCUGCGACGAUCCCAAGACGAAUUCGACAGACGGGGCGGACGUGCGGGGAGGCGACUCCGGCGACCGAGUCAGCAGCACGACCAAAAACGGAAGCUCCUCGGAUGGAACUUUUCACCCGAGCAAAGCGCCGUCGGCCCACGCCAACCCCGUCGUCCAGAUGGACCAGUCCAAUGCCACCCAAGCGUGUUAUUACACGCACGUUAAAGAAAACGGGCGGACGCUGUCCACGCAAGGCGCGGCGGACUCGACCACGUCGGUGUCUCACACGCCCAUACCGCCGCCGCUCAAACCAGCACCCUCUCCCUUCUCCGCCACAUCUUUCCCCUCUCUCGGCCAGAUGCCGAGCCUGGUCCCCGGAGCCCCGGUCCCCAAGGCUUCCCCGACCCCUCAGCCGGCCAGAGAAGAGGCCUCACAGUCCUUUUCCAAGACGGCCGCUCUUGUUUCCCCCGGGCCCGUCACCAUUUCUUGGUCUUCACCAGACAGCAGCCCGAGCGUGGCGCUGUCUGCUUCUGUGGGGUUCAAUUCCAAGGCACCCACUUGGGGGAACCAGACGGAGGCAUCUAAGACCGCGUCUAGUUUCCGUCUUCCGGCUGCGUCUACCGCUCCUGUAUUCGGCGAGGUUACCUCCCAAACCAACGGAGCGCCUGCUGCUUCUUCGACAACCUCCAAGGACACUACUUCCAGACCGUUUGGUUUUGGCUUUGGCAGAGAUAAGACUGAAACUAAAUCUCAGCCGGAUCAAAACUUGUUUUUCCAGUGCAUGACCAACAAUUCCGACACCAACGCAGGCCUCGCAGCUGCACAAAGCCAGUCCAAGGACACAAAUUACUUUGCCGCGGCGUCUGAAGCCCUGAGUAGGGAGUCCUCGAACCUUUUCAAGACCUCUACAGAAGGAAUGAAAAAACCGGAGCAGCCCAAAAUGCCUGAAUCCCAUCCAACGGGAAACGGUGUCAUCUCGUCAUCGGCUUUCCCGGGCAUGGGCGCCGCGGCAGCAGGAAGGGUUUCCACCAUGACGGCGGUAUCUGGACUACAGAAUCUUUUAAAGAACUGUAACAACGGCACAUCUACAGCAGGUGUGGUUAUGCAGUCUAGUUUUAAACCUUCAGACGGCCAUCAGAACCUUUUUCUGCAGGGCUCCAAAGAGCCGGCGAAUCCAUUCUUGGCGCACACCUUUGCCGGACUCUCCAGGGUCGAGCCUGGCUCGGAUAGCAAGUCAAACCUUUUCACAAUGGCGGAGCCGCCGAUGGGAAUUUUGUCGCUCUCAUCCGCUGUUUCGCCCAGCUCCUCAACCUCUCCGGCGCCGACUACGACUCAGAGAUCGCAGAACGAAGGCACUCCGAUAAAGGACGAAAAGUCAAUCGGAGAGAUGCCGUCAUCCACAUCGGGGAGCUCCGUUUUUGGAAUCGCCGGCCCUGCCAGAAUGGAUCAGCUCCCCGUGUCGUUUGACCUCAACCCGAGUCAGAGGUUUGUCUUGGAGGAACGAGCCCAGUCCACCAAACGCGACUCCGACCUCAGCAGCAACAGCGACCUCUCAGACCUGAGUGACAACGAGGACGCGCCAGACAAAGGUCAAGCCCCGGGAGCUUUGUCACACCCGGCGAAGGAUGGCGCCAUGCUGCAGAAAACGAAAGUCCAAGGCAAUGCAAAAAGCCGCCCGCGUAAUAAACCUUUCAAAGUGGGACAAUCUGUACUGAAAGACCAGAGCAAAGUCCGCCGUCUGAAGCAGUCCGGCGAAUCCUUCCUUCAGGACGGCUCGUGCAUCAACGUGGCUCCUCACCUGCACAAGUGCCGCGAGUGCCGCUUGGAGCGCUACCGCAAGUACCGCAAUACGGACGACGACAGCGAGGACGAUGACGACCCGAACGUGGCGUGUCGUUUCUUUCACUUCCGAAGGUUGGCGUUCACUCGUAAAGGCAUGUUGCGUGUCGAAGGCUUUCUAAGCCCCCAGCAGAGCGACUCCAUGGCGAUGGGUCUCUGGCUACCAGCGCCCGCUGUCCAAGAAGGUCUCGACCUUGAUACAUCGAAAUAUAUCCUCGCCAAUGUGGGGGACCAGUUCUGCCAACUGGUAAUGUCUGAGAAGGAGGCCAUGAUGAUGGUGGAACCUCACCAGAAAGUAGCUUGGAAACGUGCAGUGCGAGGCGUGAGGGAAAUGUGUGACGUGUGCGAGACCACUUUGUUCAACAUCCACUGGGUGUGCCGCAAGUGUGGCUUCGGAGUGUGUCUCGACUGUUAUCGGCUUCGCAGGAACAGACCGGUCGAGGAGAUAGACGAAGGCCCAGAGGAUGAGGUGUUCUCCUGGUUGAAGUGCGCAAAGGGCCAACCUCAUGAGCCGCAAAACCUCAUGCCGACACAGAUUAUACCUGGGACAGCUCUUUACAACAUAGGUGACAUGGUGCACUCAGCGAGAGGCAAGUGGGGCAUUAAAGCCAACUGCCCCUGCACCAGUCGGCAUACUAAGUCCCUAGUCCGCCAUAGCGCGCCUAAUGGAAUUUCACAGCAGUCGACGACAAACAGCGGCGGCGUCCUCGCCGCUGCGCCCGCCGUCGCUGUAAAGUCCGAAGGCGAAGCGUCGACUAUCAAAAUUGAAAGCGCGCAGACCGCCGUGUCUUCCAGCGGCGGCGGAGGGGAAAGCGUCGGGAGUACGAGUAACCCGACCAGCGGCGGCACGCCGUCCAUCGGUAACCUCGCACAGUCCUCCACGAAGGAGUCGCCGCGCUUAUCGGGCGAGGGCAACAGCUCCGCUCUGCACUGGCUGGCAGACUUGGCCGCGCAGAAAUCCAAGGAUGACACAAAAGAAUCCGGUUCCCUCCGUGCCAUAAUGAACCGAGAAAGUCGGCCUCCUUUUGGCCUGGACUCCCUCAGUUGCCUGUCAAGGCCUUCUGCUUCCAGCCCCAAACUCUUCAACAGCCUUUUGCUGGGCGCCAGCGCGACCCAGUCCAAACCUGAAGGUUCCAGUCUUCGUGACCUGCUCAACUCCGGACCCGGCAAGCUUCCACAAGGACCCGGAGAGAGCGGGGUUCCAUUCCCAUCGGUUUUUACCUCUGGAGGCGGUGACAAGCUGAAGAGCAGCCUUCCUAACUUUCUGGACCACAUCAUUGCCUCAGUGGUGGAGACCAAGAAGGCGGAAGGCCGUCGUACGGGAACCUCAGACGGCAGCGAGCUUGGUGUGCUCGGAGCCCGUAAAGACGGCGUCAUGGGGCUCAGUGUUUUGGAACCGCAUACCUCGCACUCCUGGCUGUGUGACGGGCGACUCCUUUGCCUGCAAGACCCUCGAAAUAGCAACAACUGGAAGAUCUUUAGAGAGUGCUGGAAGCAAGGACAACCUGUGUUGGUGUCGGGGAUACACAAACGACUGAAAUCUGAGCUGUGGCGUCCCGAGGCAUUCAGCGAGGAGUUUGGAGACCAGGAUGUGGAUUUGGUCAACUGCAGAAACUGUGCCAUCAUUUCUGAUGUGAAGGUGCGGGACUUCUGGGAUGGCUUCCAGAUCAUCUCCAAGCGACUGCAGGACAGUGAAGGUCAGCCUAUGGUGUUGAAAUUAAAGGACUGGCCUCCAGGAGAAGAUUUCAGGGACAUGAUGCCCACACGGUUUGACGAUUUGAUGGACAACCUUCCCUUGCCCGAGUACACUAAAAGAGACGGGCGACUAAACCUAGCCGCCCGUUUGCCUAACUUUUUUGUGCGACCCGAUCUAGGACCCAAGAUGUACAACGCCUAUGGACUGAUUUCGAGUGAAGACAGAAAGGUCGGCACCACCAACCUUCAUCUCGACGUCUCCGAUGCUGUCAACGUCAUGGUUUACGUUGGCAUACCCCAAGGAGAGGGUGACCAGGAAAAAGAGGCAGAUAUCUCUGGAUCCAAAGAGGUCAUGACCACUAUUGAGGAGGGUGACGUGGAUGAAAUGACAAAGAGGAGGGUCUACGAAGGAAAAGAGAAACCCGGAGCUCUCUGGCACAUCUACGCGGCCAAGGACGCCGAGAAGAUCCGAGAACUGCUCCGCAAGGUGGGAGAGGAACAGGGUCAGGAGAAUCCUCUGGACCAUGACCCAAUCCACGACCAGAGCUGGUACUUGGACCAGGUCCUCCGCCGCAGACUCUUUGAAGAAUACGGCGUCCAAGGCUGGGCCAUUGUGCAGUUCUUAGGCGAUGCGGUUUUUAUACCCGCCGGAGCGCCACACCAGGUACACAACCUGUACAGUUGCAUCAAGGUGGCUGAGGACUUUGUGUCUCCGGAGCAUGUGAGACACUGCUUCAGACUGACCCAGGAGUUCAGACAUCUGUCCACCACUCACACCAACCAUGAAGACAAGCUACAGGUGAAAAACAUCAUCUACCACGCAGUGAAGGACGCCGUCGGCACGCUGAAGGCUCACGAACCGAAACUAGCCCGCCCCUAGUCACUUAAUCCCGUCCGCACACACACAUCCACACGAUUACAUUGCAAACCUUCCCAUGCACAGACACACUCAAAAAGGUGCAACGGGCAGAAAUUAAAAGUGUGGGUUAAAAAAAAAAAAAGCAUGGCAAAUUUAAGGGGGAGGGAUUCAAUCCGAGUUUGGACUUGUGGGGGGGCGCCACAAUGAAGGAAAGUCCCGUCAUCGCUGUCACACAAUACGCUCAAACUUGUCAAGUUUUCCAAUUUUUGUUUUCAAAUUUUUUUUUUUUUUUUGCUUUGAUUAACUCUGUAUUUAAGGUCAAUGUGUUUAUGUCGUUUCCCAUUGUAUACGUAUGUAUGUGAGAGUUAACGAGUAACGGAGGUAUAAGCUGGCGCGUGCCUUCGCAGCAGAUGUUCAGCUACCGUGUACGAAACCGAUAAUGUGCGUUUCUAUUUUAAUGACGUCGACGUAUUUCUUCAAUAGACGCAAAGGUUAACAUGUUUUUUGUAGAUUUCUUUUUUUUUUUUUUUUGUCGUUGUUGCAGUUUUCAAACAAGAGUGCUCCUACCCUAAAUAUGGCUGAAAUGUGUUUGUGAAGCAGCCAAGCGAAGGGAAGCAGACCAAAGUUUUGUAUCUUUUUAGUUUUCACUUUCAGAAUAAUGAGUCUUUUUUUUCUUUUAUUAUUACACCUGUGUGCAUCAUUACACAGGUGGAUUUCAUAGAAGUGGCUUUUUUUUUGGGUUACUUUAUUUCAUAGGCUGAAUAACUGCAGAUUUGCAACAACAUUGUUCUAAAAAAAAAAAAAAAAAAAUCACAUUUGCAGCUGAACAGAACUACUGGCCAUUAACAUUGUAUCAAUAUAUAUAUUGAUCUUAGCAGUCUGUUUGAUUUUUCACAAUAAAGCUGAGGAAAAUG
Molecule: messenger RNA, 6499 nt
Organism: Doryrhamphus excisus (bluestripe pipefish)
Lineage: Eukaryota; Metazoa; Chordata; Actinopteri; Syngnathiformes; Syngnathidae
Gene: kdm3b
Product: lysine (K)-specific demethylase 3B
Biological process (GO): regulation of transcription by RNA polymerase II
Cellular component (GO): histone deacetylase complex; chromatin
Molecular function (GO): histone H3K9 demethylase activity; chromatin DNA binding; transcription coregulator activity
Source: RefSeq, a predicted model, not a curated record